AUGGCCAAGCUUAGCAACCUCUUUAUCAAUAUUCCAUUGCUUGAAGCAAUCCAAGAUAUCCUGGGAUACGCUAAACUUAUGAAGAAGUUGGUGUUGAAGAAAAAGCUCAUCGAAGGUGACACAAUUGAAGUCAACCAUGGAUGUAGUGCUAUCAUGAGUAGCAAAAUUGCAGAAAAGAAGGAAGACCCCAGGGCUUUUAUCAUCCCUUGCACAAUCCGAAUGCAUAUAUUCGUGAAAGCUCUAUGUGAUCUCGGUGCAGGUAUAAACCUCAUGCCUUUUGCCAUCUACAAAAAGAUUAGAUUGGAUACUCCGACUCCAACAUCUAUGAGAUUGUUAAUGGCGAAUCGGUCUAUCAAGAGACCAGUUGAAAUUUUGUUUGAUGUUCUAGUCAAGGUGGAAAAAUUUAUAUUUUCGAUGGACUUUGUGGUUUUGGAUUACGAAAUAGACCAAGAAGUUCCCAUCAUUCUUGGUCGACCUUUCUUGGCCACUGGAAGGGCCAUUGUUGACUUAGAGUUGGGUGAAAUGAGGUUUAGAGUUCAUGAUGACGAGGUCUCUUUUCGAGUAUGCAAAAUAAAAAAGCAACCAUGGAACUUCAAGUGA
Capsicum annuum is the source of this 600-nucleotide messenger RNA. RefSeq lists its product as uncharacterized. The coding region runs from base 1 to 600 and encodes 199 amino acids. The record is from RefSeq and is a predicted model, not a curated record. The transcript has a single exon. Lineage: Eukaryota; Viridiplantae; Streptophyta; Magnoliopsida; Solanales; Solanaceae.